UACUUCAACGUACGUGAUGUUUGUAUGUAAUAACGAACAAUAAUGUAAACGACUUAAACAGUACAAAUGGCUACUGCUGACAUUAAACGUGUGGGUUUUGAUGGGCAAUAUCAUAUAAAAUACAAAUAAUAUGUUUAUAAACCUCACUUAACAUUAAAAGGUUUGAUCUAUUUUACGAGCUGUGGAUACUUUCAAGCGAUAUUUCCCGGACGAUUGUACAAUAAUUUCGCCGACAGGUGCACGAAUAAAUUGAGACGGGAAAUUGAGUAUCAAAAUGGGAGAGAAUAUUGUGGACCAGAACACAAACAGGACGGUGUUCACAUUCCUGUCAGAAUUUCAUUCAACGUGGAAUGGACAGACGGUGGUUGAGGUAUGUUUUCUAUCGGCCAUCUUUGUGGUUGGGAUGAUCGGCAAUGUCAUGAUUCUUGUAGCCAUUUUGAGAAAUACGAAACUACGGACAGUAACGAACAUUCUCGUCUGCAACCUCUCCAUGGCAGACAUUCUGUUCGCUCUAGGAAUUCCGUGCAUCGCCACCACUCGGAUUACACGCCAUUGGGUAUUGGGCGAAAUAGUCUGCAAAUUAAUAACGUAUGUACAGUUCGUUUCCGGAAUCAGCUCCAUUCUCACCAUGGUUAUGAUAAGCGUUGACCGCUUCAUAAGCGUUUGUUUACUCAACAAAUACAAAAUGACGCGGAGGGAUUUGACACUUUCUCUUGUUGCUACAUGGGUAAUUUCAGCCGCGUUUCCGAUUCCAGUGGCAAUAUCACAAACAGUUAAAACAGUGAAUUCCGACGACCAGGCUUAUAAGUAUUGCGGGGUGGAAUGGUCAAUUAAUUUUCGCUCAGAUAUAUAUCUAACUUUUAUGGUAACAUUCUUCUUUUUCAUUCCACUGAUCGUUAUUAUUAUCCUAUAUUCGAGAAUAUGGCUUAUUGUAAAGUGCUCGAAUUCCCGCGCAAUGCACGGGAACGGACGAUCAGAGCAGGCCAACAAGAAACAAAUACGGCUGGUGAAAAUGUUCGCCUCCAUUGUGGCUUUAUUUGUUGUUAUGUGGUUGCCGUUCUUCAUUCUAAGCUUUCUUGGCGUCUUUUACAACCAAAUUACCUCAACCCACUUCACGGUCACGUUGAUUCUGGCGCUUGCAAAUACGUGUCAAAACCCAUUAAUAUACGGGUACUUUAAUCGCCGUCUGCGGUCGGAGUUCAAGACGAUGUUGUGCACAAAACUCUUCGGAAGAUCUCAGUCAUCAUCGAGUUACAAUGUACAAGGGACAGAACUCGGUAGUGCUGUGCGAAAUUCGUCCAACCCAAACUCGUCUGGUCAAAAUUCAUCCACAGUUGCCUAAAUAUGUGUCAACGCCUAAUUACGGGAAGGCCGAAGACAUUCAGAAUACAUAUGUUAAUACAAAGUUCUCCUUGAUUAAAAGAAUGAGUGAGAUAAUUAUCCAUUUAUUUAGUGAUUAAGUUAUAAUAAAACAACUGAUUUUCGGGCCUGUGUUGAAAUAUUCAGUUCUAAAUGCUAUCACAUGUAUGUGAAAUUUUGACAAUGCGAUAGCACGGUUUCCAUGGGCAAUGCCAAGGUUCUCUUAAUUGAUAUAUUAUGAUUACACCAAUACAGGUAUAUAUCAAAACUAUACAUGUGAUCGUGUUAGUGUUGUAUUAUUAAAUAUGUUUUUACA
Messenger RNA from Dreissena polymorpha, 1675 nucleotides. Its product is annotated as somatostatin receptor type 4-like. Gene Ontology annotation, biological process: G protein-coupled receptor signaling pathway. Lineage: Eukaryota; Metazoa; Mollusca; Bivalvia; Myida; Dreissenidae. The transcript is spliced from 3 exons. Gene Ontology annotation, cellular component: membrane. The record is from RefSeq and is a predicted model, not a curated record. The coding region runs from base 275 to 1342 and encodes 355 amino acids. Gene Ontology annotation, molecular function: peptide binding; neuropeptide Y receptor activity.